AUGCCGGUGGUGGCGAUGCUGGCCUCGGUCCUCCUGACCCUCACGUCGGGGCUGGUACUGGCCGCCACCUUCCUCUGGUGGCGAUGGUGGCACACCCGCCCCACACGCCCCACCGCCCGCCCCUCCCAACAGGGGCGGGAGUUCGGGGCGUUCGAGAACGUGAUGCACCACUUGCGACAGGAGUGCGGGCAUCACAACAUGAGCCUCGUGCUGCGCUUCCACGAGAGAUUGGACUGCGAGCGCCUGCGCGAUGCUCUGCGGAUCGUGCAGUCGAGGCACGUGCUGCUCCAGUCGACGGUGGUGCUCGACCACAAGAAGCGGCCAUCGUUCAAGAGACUCGACGACCCGCCGCCGAUCCCACUGGUCGAGCUGGAGCUUCCCGACGCCACGGCCGACGAGCGCGGGGCGGAGGCGGCGAAGGCGAGGGGCGGGGAGGAGGCGAGCGAGGAGGAGUGUCGGGCGGAGGACCAGCGGAUCCUGGCUCGCGAGCUCAACACCGGGUUCGAGGGCGCCCAGUCGCUCCUCCGCUGCACCGUCAUCCAGUCAUCCGCGCCGUCGAUCCAGCGCUCCAGGAGCCUCGGCGAUACUAGCGCAAGCCGCGUCCGACCGCGGGUGAGAUUGGUGAUCACGGUGGCGCACGAUCUGAUGGACGGGAGGAGUGUGGCGCUGCUGGGGGUCGAGCUCAUCGAGCUCUAUCGCCACCACUCCAUGGCCUCACCGGACGUUGGCGGCCGCGGUGGUGGUCCUUUGUCGUCUCGCGCCCCAUGCGCGGCGCCGAUCCCGCCGCCCAUCGAGGCGGUCAUGUUGCCGGCGUGGAUGCCCCGGCCGGUCGCGUUCGUGAGCCAUCUGCUGUCCUUCCUGCGAAUGCACCGCUGCUUCGUCUCCGAUCGCGUGCAGGCGCUGCCCCACACGGCCCGCGUUAACAUCUCGCCGCCGUCAUCGUCAUCUUCGUCGUCGUCGUCUCAUCGCCGCCCGCUGUGGAGCACGGGCGUGGUCGAGCGGAGGCUUUCGUGCGAAGAGACGGCGAGGUUGCAGCGCAACGGGCGAAAGAUGGGCGCCUCGAUGGGCGUGCAGCUCAUGACCGCCGCCUUCCUCGCCACCACCGCCGGCGCGCUCAAGCGAAGGGCGAACGUUUGGGGCGUGCAGUUGAUCGACAUGCGCCGGCAGCUCAUGACCCACCAGUCCCGGCUGUACGACGACCCCACCGACCACUCCUCGGACAACGACGCCGCAGCUGGCGUGGCACCCACAGCGCUCGGCCAGUUCCUCUCCAGCGUGGACCUCUGCCACCACACCGACCCCGCCCUGCUGCCACCGCCAACCCCCGCGACCAGCGACAAAGGCCUGGAGGCCCUGUCGCCGUUCCUGGCCUACUUCCGGGAGCAGUGCGGAAUCGUGCGAGCGCGGCUGGAGAGCCGCACGCGGCGCGGCGCGCACCUCACGAGCCUCGUAUUCGCCCAGUACCUGGCCGCCUUCUCGGCCUACCACUCGCGCUACUUCACGACCCCGUUUCCGUGCCCAGCCUUCAGCAUGAGCAACGUCGGGUCGAUGGACGACGCCCAGCCGGGCGGGCCGCUGGCCGACGUCGUGCGCGCGCUGAACGGGCGCCACCCGAUGCUGGACGACAUGUCGUUCGGCGUGUCGGCGGCGUCGUCGUUCCCCUUCGUCUCCAUCACGGCCCUCACCUUGCGCGGAUCCCUGCGGGUGUCGUUCAACUACCCGACCAACACCGUCGCGCCCGCCGCCAUCGCAGAGCUCGCCGACGCCUACCUCCGCGUGCUCCGCCUGGCCGCCACCGAGGGCGCACACGGCUGA
Acanthamoeba castellanii str. Neff is the source of this 1815-nucleotide messenger RNA. RefSeq lists its product as uncharacterized. The transcript is spliced from 6 exons. Lineage: Eukaryota; Discosea; Longamoebia; Acanthamoebidae. Bases 1 to 1815 code for a protein of 604 amino acids. The record is from RefSeq and is a predicted model, not a curated record.